This is a messenger RNA of Carya illinoinensis, 2521 nucleotides long. RefSeq names its product ethylene-responsive transcription factor ABR1-like. The record is from RefSeq and is a predicted model, not a curated record. The transcript is spliced from 2 exons. Gene Ontology annotation, molecular function: DNA binding; DNA-binding transcription factor activity. Gene Ontology annotation, biological process: regulation of DNA-templated transcription; ethylene-activated signaling pathway. Lineage: Eukaryota; Viridiplantae; Streptophyta; Magnoliopsida; Fagales; Juglandaceae. Bases 558 to 1925 code for a protein of 455 amino acids.
GUUUUGGAGCCCAUUUCCUUACUAUAUAUACACACUACAUGCAUUAAUCAUUACGUUAAUCCUAAAUCCAAAAGCUUCUGAUCAGCCCAUCUCUCUUCUGUUUACAUUCCUGUCGGUCAAGUGCAAAAUUCAAAGAUGAGUUCCAUCUUUCUCAAAAAGAACACCGACAAAUCUCUUUGAAGCUGCAGCAGCGGACGCCGAUAGUCUGAACGCACGUACCAUAUUUUUCAUAGUCAGCUUCUGUAGGGUUCUGGUUUUUCGGCAUCGCAGCUUUUAGAAAGCCAAAAAAAAAAAAAAAAAAAAAAAAAGGGAGAAAAAGGGCUUUCUAUAAAGCAAAAAAUAAUAUAUAUAUAUAUCAUCAAUUUAACAACGAUUUGUGCAUGCUACUGCUGCUGGUCUUCUAAGACUCAGCUGCUCAAGUUGAAUUUCCAUUCACCCUUAUAAGCCAGUUGUUUUGUUACAAAUUUGAAAAGAGUUUUCACAAAUAUUAUUAUUCUCCAAAAAUACCAUCUGGGUCGAUCUCGAUCUCUUGCUUCUCUCUUUGUCACUGAGGUUACAUGUGCUUGCUUAUAAAGGUGGCGAACCAGCGGGGCUCAGGUAAGUAUGUCAGGUUUCCGGCUCAAGACAGUGGCGGCGAAGAUGAAUUGGGAAGAUUAUAUGGGCAAGAAGAACUACCAGGAAUAUUGCCACAAACACAAGAAACGGACCGGGGAGUACCUCAUCCGGGUGUAACCAUAUUGAGGGAGCCAGUUUUUUCCGAUCACAGCCGGACGACGAGAGAGUUGACGACAGAUAUGGUGUCGGAGCUUAGGCAUGUGGUUUCGGGUCAGAGAGGCGGUGGCUGGGGGCAACACGGGACAAGUAUGAGCGGUGGUGCUCUAACGUCGAGUUUUGGAGGUGUCUAUUCUCCUUCUCCUUCUCCACCUCUGUCUGCUUACUCUUCAAGUUCUGGCUCUGGUUUUGCCUCUGCUUCUGGAUCAAGUUCCUGGUCUGGGCAGAAGAGAGGGCGUGAAGAAGAAUCUGUUACUCAGUUGAUUGAUUCUAUUCCUAGGGGAUUUAGAGGUUCUGGUGUUGAUCAUUUCAGAGCAUCACAGGGAGGAGAUCGAGAGUCAACAUCUGGUGUAACUGCAGAAGGAUCUGCAAGUAUUUUUGCAACAACUGCCGCCGCCGCCGCCGCUACAGUAUCGGCGGCUGCACCAUCAAGAGAGAAUGCUUCUUUUGAAGAAACCGGCGAAAGGAGAAGAAGAUACAGAGGAGUAAGGCAGAGGCCAUGGGGCAAAUGGGCAGCCGAGAUACGCGAUCCCCACAAGGCUGCAAGGGUCUGGCUCGGCACGUUCGACACCGCAGAGGCCGCCGCCAGAGCCUACGAUGAAGCCGCCUUGAGGUUUAGAGGUAACAGAGCCAAACUAAAUUUCCCGGAAAAUGUCAGGGUAGUACCGCCUCUCCAAAACUACUCCGCAGCUGCCACGGCAUCGAUAUCCAUAUCGGAUUCUCAAGCAAGGCAUUUGCAGCAGACUCCAUCGCCGCAGCCAUUGCAACCACAGUUCUUUCAGCCACAACCGUACCAGGGAUCCUCUGACGUUUUCAGAGACUACUUUGAUUACUCGCAGUUGCUUCAGAGCUCGGGGGAUUUUCAUCAUGGACAACAACCCACGACGUUGGUGGAGCAGAUGUUCUAUAAUUCGCAAUUAGCCUCUCGUCAAUCAUCAUUGUUAUCAUCGUCUUCUUUAAAUACUUCAUCUUCUUCGUUUGCACCCUCUGGUUCUUCCUCCUCCUCUGCUUCACAUCCCCUGUUUUCUAAUCAGCAGUUGGGCUAUUUUCCACCACCCGGAAAUCCCAAUCAAAGUGGUGGUGAAAGCUCAGAUUUGCCGCCGCCGCCUCCGUCGUGGUCAGAUUCUGUUCACUAUCCUAGCUCUUCCAGUUAAAAUUUAUCACACAAAUUUUCUUUUUCAUCUUAAAUUUUAUAAACAUUUAGUAUUCUUUUCUGUUUUUGUUUUUUACUUAAUGAUUUUACUGUACUUUGUAUUAGCAUGUCGUUAUUUCUUUUAAUUAUUGUUUUUUCCAAUGUUGUAAAGCAAAAGAAAAAAAGGGAAUAGAUUACAGAUAGAGAGAGAGAAAGAGAAGAAAAAAGAAAAAAAAGAAGAAGACAAAGAAGCAUCUAGGAUUUUAGGUAAAAAGGGAUUUUUGAUGUAUACGCUUCUCUUAAUCAUCGAAAGAAAGAUGUAGAAGCCAAAAGCUUUGCUGGAGUUCUUUGUCUGCAUUCUGCAAUCUGCUUCAGAGCCACACAUUAAUUAGAUUGAACAAAGCACUUCAUUUUUUUCAAAAACCUUGUGGUGUCUACUAUAUAACUUGUUGCUGUUGAUGAUGAUGAUUAUCUUUUGUUUUUCUGGGUUAUAAUCUAUCUUCAACAGUGUCUUGACAAAUAUAACCUCAUUGGGUCCAUCUAAUAUGUGAAUUGGGUAUAUUUUAUUGUACAACAAAGAAUUAUCCAGUGAAAAAGACACGGUGUUUGCGUCUUUAA